This is a messenger RNA of Poecilia reticulata (guppy), 4696 nucleotides long. RefSeq names its product Rho GTPase activating protein 1 (gene arhgap1). NCBI's taxonomy places the organism in Eukaryota, Metazoa, Chordata, Actinopteri, Cyprinodontiformes, Poeciliidae. Gene Ontology annotation, biological process: negative regulation of endocytic recycling; small GTPase-mediated signal transduction. The record is from RefSeq and is a predicted model, not a curated record. Gene Ontology annotation, molecular function: GTPase activator activity. Gene Ontology annotation, cellular component: cytoplasm.
ACCUGUAUUUUGAAACGAACCGGAUAAGUGGUUUACGCUGAAACAACGACGUCAGGCAGCUCAGACCGUUUCGACUGAAUCCAGAGCGACUGUCCGAGAGAUAACACGACUCCAUCUUGGUGUGUGAAGGUUUCCCAGACAUCGCUGUCCCAUCCUCUGUGUGGGAUGUCUUCUGAGCUGCUGGUAGAUCUGGGUGAAGACGCUGCAACUGCACAGUUAGGACAGCUGAAGCUCUCCACCCUAGAGGACCAGCAAUGGCCACCUGAUGAGUCCUCACUUAGCAAAUCAGAGACGGAGAAUUCCCAGGGCUUCGACCCCGGCUCUCCCCACUUGCCCUGGGACCAUCCGUUCUACGACAUAGCCAGGCAUCAGAUCAUUGAGGUUGCAGGCGACGACAACUUUGGCAGGAAGGUGAUAGUGUUCAGUGCCUGCAGGUUGCCGCCACAGCAUCAGCUCGACCAUCAGAAGCUGCUGAUGUAUCUUAAAGCCACUCUGGAUCAGUACGUAGAGAGCGACUACACACUGAUCUACUUCCAUCAUGGGCUGACCAGUGACAACAAGCCUUCAUUUGGCUGGCUUCGAGAAGCAUACAAGGAGUUCGACCGGAAGUAUAAGAAGAACAUCAAGGCGCUGUACAUCGUCCAUCCCACCAUGUUCAUCAAGACUCUGCUGAUCCUCUUCAAACCGAUCAUCAGUUUUAAGUUCGGCAGGAAGAUUAACUACGUGAGCUACCUGAGUGAGCUGGAGGACGUGGUCAAGUGUGACCAGCUGGUCAUCCCAACCCGUGUCAGAGAGUAUGACAACAAACUGAGAGCAUCUCUGAAGCCCAGCUCGCUGCCCUCCAUGUCUCCUCCUCAUAGCCCCCCACUGCCUGAGCAGGUGUUUGGGGUUUCACUAGUCAUGCUGAGACAGAAGGAUCCAGAUAAUCAUCUAGUUCCUAUAGUGAUGAGAGAUACGAUUAGCUUCCUGUCAGAUCAAGGAUUGGAGAUUGAGGGGAUCUUCAGGCGGUCCGCCAAUGUGACUCUGGUAAAGGAGGUCCAACUCAAGUACAACUCCGGAGCCACAGUGAACUUCAGAGACAUGGAGGACGUUCACCUGGCCGCUGUCAUACUAAAGACGUUUCUUCGAGAGCUUCCUGAGCCUCUGCUGACAUACCAGCUCUACAAUGACAUUGUCAACUUCACAUCUGUAUCCAGUGAUAAUCAGGCAGAAGUAAUGAAAACUUUGGUGGAGUCUCUUCCAGAGGAGAACUACGCCUCACUGCGGUACCUCAUCACAUUCCUGGCUCAGGUGUCAGCCAACAGUGAAGUGAAUAAGAUGACCAACAGCAACCUGGCUGUGGUGUUUGGCCCAAACCUGCUGUGGGGGCGGGACAAUGCCAUGUCGCUCAGUGCUAUUGGGCCAAUCAACAACUUCACCAGAACCCUGCUGGACCAGCAGCAUCUGGUUUUUACCUAAUUCCCUCUCCCCUUCUUCUUUUUGAGGUCUUUCAUGCAGCCUGUGUUGCCAUGGAAACCUCCCUCCUCUGCAGCAUUUAAACAUGAGCACCACCAAUUAGGAAGGAACUCUCAUACCAACACCACAAACUGUGGACCAAUCACAAAUAGUUUCAUCUCUCUGACUCGUCCACUAGCAUUGUCCUGUUGAUUACCCCGCCUGUAGGCUGCAUUCCUAUCCAUGUGAGUCAGGCAUGAAUGAGUUAAACUGCUAAGAUCCUGGUAAACAAUAUGAAACAAAAACCAUGUAUUUAUUUGCUCUCUCUAAGGUAAUGUCCCGUUUCUUGCUCCCCUUUCUUGAUUGGUGCCAAAAAAAAAACUGCCUCAAUCAUGACCAAAUGUCCUGUGGGAGACUUUCUUAGCUGAAGUCAGGAGAGGCCGUCAGAACGGAGGUGGAAGUUUGUGUGUCUGCGAUGGACUCAGGUUUACCUAAAUAAUUGUGAACUUGGUACUGAAAUUGUGUCGACAAUCUUCGGAGUGCUGUGGUCAAAGGAAGCCAUUGAGUGGCUUCGGUGUCAUUUCUUGCAGAUACCAAACUCAGCUACUGGAGUAGAGUCUGGACUAGACCGAAAGAUUUAACUAAUUCUACCUUUGGAUUUCUAGACCUCCUUCCCAGCCUGACAUCAUGUUGUUUGGUGACUGAGUGACCGCUUCAGUCAGCAGUAUUAGGUGGUGGAGAAACUUCCUGUUUCCUAGUGGGAUGCAAAUUCAUUAUCUUAUUCAUGUACUAGAAACGCUUUGUUUCCUUAGCAAUGCACCAUUUAGUCCCACAUUACUGUCAUAUUUCCUUAUACAGUUGGCUUAAGUUAUGUUUCAUUGUUGGUAAUAAUCUCUUGGUUUUUAUAGUCUUUCAGCGCCUCGUUGGUAAACUUCAGGUUGUGAGUAGGAAAGUACAGUUCGCCCUCAUCGCCCCCUAAAGACCAGACAUGAUUGGAUGGUGUCGACCUUUCUUUUUAGACUUUUAUUGCUAAUAGGAGCACAUUUUUUAUAGGUACAUGACAGUAAUUGCUUCUCAUUCCAGCUGCCACAGAGGAUCACCUUCAGUCAUACUGUAAGCAACACUUUCUACACGUUUUUCUUCAUGCAACAUAUUCAGAACGCUAAUUACGUAAUGCUGUACCGAUGUGUGUUGUUAGUGUUUUAUUCCAUGUGUUUUUGUUGCCUUAUAACUUGUUUCAUGCUGUGCCACCAAUGGAGUUCAUCCAAGUUGUACAAUGUUUUUUUGUUGCUGUUUUUUUUUUUUUUUUUACUAAGUGCAUACGGUUUUAAAUCUCCACAUAUGCCUUAGUGAAUUGCCCUCUUCCUGCAAGACAGCAGCUCCUUGCCUGCAGUUGAGCAUUGAGAUCCAGAAUUCCUGCUGGGGUUUUUUUGGCCUACCUUAUUAAAUUCCCACCAAAACACAAUUUUCUUCAUAACUCUGCCAUCUAGUUCCAAGCCUAUAUGGUGUUUCAUUUUGGGUCCAGCAUAGUAGUCUCUCCCUUGGACUUCUGUUCACCAUAUCUGUAACUUCAAUUUAAAUUUUAGUCUUUUGACUAUUUGCAGAUUAGCUUUUAUUAGAGCAAAAUCAAGCACUUCCACUCAUGGUUUAAAUGUUGUGGGAUGUAUCAGGGCUGUUAAAAAACUUAAUAUUUCUUAACACUAAAGCUGUGUGAAACAGAAGCGCCUGCAAUACUUGCCAACAUGUUGCUCCAUUUUUUAAAAUUAUUAUUAGUCAUGACCUGUGAGUUUUCGUUGUUUUACAUCGUGUUGGACUCUGAAGCUUUUAUUAUCCGUUUAUUAUGCAGUUUAUCCAAAGUAUUCAGUGUCAAAGUGAAAUCUUCAUACAUUUUAACCGAGAGUCAUACAGAAUCGAUUGGCUCGGUUUCUGUCAGUCAUAAAUAUGUCACCAAAAUAAUCUGCAACCUUUGAAUAUUUGUGAUGUGAUGUUGCUAUGUUACCUAAGAUGUUUGAAAAACACCAAAAAAUGAGAAAUUUUUGCUCAACUGGAGCAAAAAGAAAAAAAAAAAGCAGUAGCUGUUCCAGCGGUGCCAUGGUGACUGACAUGCUCAUGUUGUGGUGUGUGUGUGUGUGUGGGGGGGGAGGGUGCGUGUGCGUGUGUGACUGUAUGUAGAAGUCAUUAAAUUCAAUGGAUUUGUUAGGUGUGUGUAAUCAGGUGACCACGUUGUAACUCCAGCAUGGUUGAUUUUUAGAUUUGUUCUUAUUUGAUAUGUGAUGUGAAACGUCUCUUUAAGGUACAGUGUUUCUCAAAAGUCCACACACCCUGGUUAAAGUUCCAUUUUUCAUCUGUUUUAUGUCCGUAUUUCCCUUUUGACUGAUUUCUAGACAGAAGUAAAGUCUCACAAAAGGAGGAGAAAUCAUUUUCACCAGGGUGUAUAGACUUUUGAAAACCACAAAAAAUUACUACAAAACAAGAAAGAAAACCAAGUCAAAACAAGUUUGUUUUUUAGAAUUUAUUAAAGGAAAUUCUAUGUGUGUUUGUGUGCUUGUGCCUUAUUUGUGUUUCCAAAGUCAUUUCACUCUUUAGCCAUCUAAGUGCCAGUGUGGCCAUAGAUUAAAAUGACCAGAGUUGCGUUCAGCAGAGCCUAUGGUUUCCAUGGAGAUGUGAGCAGCGAAAAGCUAUGGUCUGAACUCUUGUUUGUUGAACACAGCUUGGCUGUAAAAAAUCAAAAUAAUUUCAGAAUGGAGAACUUCAUUUAUCUACAUACAGAAACUGCAGCUACUGAGAGGGGUAAGCACUACGUGUUGAUGGAAGCUGUGCCAUGUAGAAGUUCAAGGCUAUCAUGUUUGUGUUUCUGUAAUAAGGUUUGAAGAGAAUUUAUUCAUCAGAAAUGUCUGAAAAUAGAUGCUGUUUUUCUUCAGUGGGGAUUUCAUGAAGGUAGCUUUUGUGUGCAUGGAUUCUCUGUACUGUUCUUCCUCCUUGAUUCUGUGAUCAGUUGCAGACCCAAUAAUCUCUGGAUCUUUGUACUGUAAUUGUAUUUGACAGUAAACGUCACAGCUGUGGGAGGAGAUGUAGGUCUGAACUUUGACUUCCAUGCUAACUUGUUAAUAACUCUGUGAUUCUAUUUUCUUAACUGUGGUUUUCCAUCCUUUUACUUUUGAUAUAUAGCACUGUGGAUCUUCGCCCUGUACUUGUAUAAUAUGAUGGUAUAAUAUGUUGUAUGAUCCAUGUAAACAACCAAUAAAUGAAUGGUGAAAAGAAA